UUGCCACCGUUCACGGAGUCGCCUACUGCUGCACGGCGCUGCCUUCUUCUUCUGGUCCUGACUUCUUCAAGCAUGGCUGCGUUUCUCUGAGAGGGCCAAUAGUUCAGUGUAGCACCGGAGAAAGGGGUCGUGCAGAUUUAUCACCUCGUCUUUCUUUCUUCUUCUGCAGCUGAGGAGGACGAGGAAGAGGACCAGGGGUUGGAGAUAUAGAACAGGGCCAGAGCUAGACACAAAGGCUGCUCGAGAAGUGCCCAGAAGAUUGAGUAGAGGACGGUGUUUUCAAAGCGGGAGACCACCUCUCGGUUCAUGGUUCGGUCGAGAAAGGGGAAGGUUUUCUGAGAGUGGAAGAAAUUUGCGAAAGUCACGUCGCUGUGACGAAGGAGGGAGAACCCAGGUGGAGAUAGUUAUUGCUGUCGUGGAGCGGAGGACGAGCUCUUGAUUCGGAGAUAUGGACUUCUGAACAGGUUAGAUAAAUCUCGCCGGUGAUUCUGGGCCUGAGGGUUCAAGCAGAGCAGCAUGAAUCGGGCAGUGCAAAUUUGGCUCGUGCUCGUGCUGGGAUUGUGGGCUGGCCAGCAAACUCGUGCCCAACAGGUUUACGGAGAAACUGUCACAUCUUACGCGUGCACGGACACUGUCAACAAAUCGUGCAGCUCGUUCGUGAUUUACAGAACCAGGGAUGUGUACAAAGACAUACCCUCUGUGGCCAACCUAUUCCAAGCUAACGAGAGUGAAAUCGCCCGGCUCAAUGGUAAGGCUAUCACCGAUACUCUGUACACGACUGAACCUCUCAUCGUUCCUGUCAGCUGCAGUUGUGUCAAUGCGUCGUCCAUGGCCCUGAUAAAUUACGUGAUCCGAAAAGGAGACACAUUCUACUUGCUCAGCAACAACACUCUCGAGAGUUUGGCCUCCACGCAGGCCAUCAUCGAUGCCAAUGCGGAACAGGAUCCCACCACGCUGCAAAUCGGGCAGGUCAUCAACAUCCCCAUCCGCUGUGCUUGUCCCACCAGUGCUCAAAUCGCCAAUGGAACUCAAACGCUCAUGACCUACACUGUGCUGGGAGGUGAAACCGUGGGCUGGCUCGCAGCCUUCUUCGAUGUGCCUGGGAGCGAAAUUCGAGCUGCCAAUAGUUUGCAGACGGACGAGUUGUUGUACGCUCAGCGCACUCUCGUUAUUCCUUACAAAGUCAGUCAGCCGAUCAUUCGGGCCCAGCCUCCCCCUCCCCCUCCUCCCGCCGCCGUGCCAGAACCGCAGGGGGCAAUCACUCCGACUCCUCCAUCCUCCAGCAGCAGCUCGUCCACCAAUGCUGGGGUUUACGUGGGCAUCGGUGUGGGUGUGUGUGCGGCAAUUGUGAUCGCUGCAGCAAUUUGUGCAUAUUUGGUUAUUGCGCGCAAGAGGAGAAGAACUCGAACCUCCCACGGCAAAAAUUCCACGCCCUUGGCCGCGAUCUCGGCCCGCACCGAUACCACCAGUCCUCCCUACUCGAGCGAUCUGACCCCGAGGCAGCAGCAGCGGCUGGCCACGCAAGGAGAUCCUCUGGAGGGCAUGUUCGAUGUCAUGGAUAAAGACAGACCGACCCUCUUCUCGUUCGAUGAGAUCAAGGAGGCGACGAACAAUUUCGCGUUUGGCAACAGGAUUCAGGGGUCGGUGUACAGGGGGAUCUUGCGGAACGAGGUGGUGGCGAUCAAGCAGAUGAGAGGUGACAUGUCGCAGGAGCUGAAGAUUCUGUGCAAGGUUCACCAUACCAACCUGGUGAAGCUGGUGGGGCUUUGUGUGACCGACGCUGAGCAUAUGUAUCUGGUGUACGAGUAUGCAGAGAAUGGAUCUCUCAGUGACUGCCUGCACACGGAUUUCCUGUCCAAAAACAAAAUGGCCACCAAGAGCUCGUCCUUCCUCGGCUGGACGGUCCGACUACAGAUCGCUCUUGAUGUUGCCACUGGGUUGGAGUACAUCCAUGACUACAUCAAGCCCAACUACGUCCACAAGGACGUGAAAAGCAGCAACAUUCUGCUGGAUGGAGCGUUCCGGGCCAAGAUUGCGAACUUCGCCAUGGCAAAAUCUGGCGGAACGAACCCGUCCAUGAUGACCAGGCACAUCGCAGGAACUUAUGGGUACAUGGCGCCUGAGUACCUCGCUCAUGGUCAGGUGACCCUGAAGGCUGACGUUUUCGCUUUCGGGGUGACUUUGCUGGAGCUGCUGUCAGGCAAGGAAGCUCUUCUCGAGGAGGAAUCAGGGCAGGAGAAGUGUCUGUAUUCCAGCAUUGGGCCUCUGCUUGAAGGAGACGACAUGGCCGUGAAGACCAAGUUGAAAGACUGGAUCGAUCCUGCUCUGCAGAGUCAUUACCCUCUCGAUACUGCUCAACAGCUCGCCUACUUGGCGAGAUCGUGUGUGGAGAAUGAUCCGGCUCAACGACCAGGAAUGAAGGACAUCACAUAUGCUCUGUCGAACCUUCUUGCCGUAUCUCUGGAGUGGGAGAGCUCGGCAGUUUUUGCCCAUACUCUCUUGGAUACACCGAUCGAAGCUCGGUGAUCUCACGACUUGAAGCUUCAGUUGACAGCACAUUUACGACUCCAAAGGUAGAAAGAAACUUUAUUGUUUGGUAGGUUACAACUUUUCAUUGCGCUGAGUGAACAUAGCAUGUUUCGUGUACAUUAUGUAGAAGGGAAGACUCUCGAGGGAAGAUUGAAGUGAUGCCCAGAAACUGGCACCAUUCAUGCUUCCCUCCAAACAGGCGGCACAAUGUCACUACUGAGUCUUCACGUAGAUAGACUUGCAUCAAAACUAACUAUAAGAUAGAUGUUAUCUAACCUCUCCACCAUAUCCCGACACUGGACCUUUUGGCUUAGUUCUAUUCCUCUACUCGUGUACCUCUUGAACGGGAACGCUAGCUUGACACUCCUCUGAGAUAGAAUGUCACUUCCUCUAUUUUGGCGUACACAGAACUAGGUUUCUAGGUCACAGGUGCACUUAGUCUCCUUCUUGUAUGAGGCAUGGCCUCUUACUCACUUAUGACGAGCUCGGACUCAAAAGUAAAUGAAACCCAAUCUCCGUUCAAGCUAUCAACACUGGUACUCCUUGUGUUCACUUCCUUUGGUCCGCGAUCAACUUGCCACGUGUCCUUCGCAAGAAGUGCAUGAUUGCCUUCUGCACGAGGAGUUUACCUGAUCUGUCUUGGGUGUUGAGGAAAUUGUUAUUGAGAAUGCAUCAUUGAUGCCUCAUACUUGAUCACUCUUAUACCAGAUCACCCGAGAAAAAUCUCUGCGUCUGGUCUGCCAUUGCUGUCUAUUCAGGCACCCAUGUUUGUUACUCUUCGUUUAUUUUUUGCUCAGAAAUCCCUGGAGUUUCAUGUUGCAAGCACCCGGGCUCACGCUGGCAGAAGACAUGGUUUCCUCUCGUGCUUAUUGUAUUACAGAUAAUGAUUACAGAGGCUUUUGCCAUUGUGGACGACGUCGGUUUGCUCGCGUUUGGGCUUCUGCAAGCACAGCAAUGUCUCCUGGUUUCCACGUAUAUUAUGAGCAAAAGAGUUGUUAUUGAUCCUGUAUAUGUGUGCAAGGCACUGGAUCCCGCCAUUUUGAGUUUACUUCUUCAUCUCCUCCUCUGGAAGAGAUUGACAGUCCAACUCAGCCGAUAGAGCCAACAGGCAAGGGAAACCAGGCUGUACAUUCUUACUAUGGGAUUGCAUCUUGGGUUUAGGGCCUUACAGUGUGGACAGUUUUUGACAAAUAAUGGGUCUUGUUCACACCCUGCUCUUCUUUCGAGGGAAAGGAU
Molecule: messenger RNA, 3765 nt
Organism: Marchantia polymorpha subsp. ruderalis
Lineage: Eukaryota; Viridiplantae; Streptophyta; Marchantiopsida; Marchantiales; Marchantiaceae
Source: the annotation of a GenBank genome assembly